AUGGUCGUCUGCCAGCUCCUCCUCGUGUCCCUCAAGCCCGGCAUUUCCGUCCCCGCCUUCCUCCGGACCCUCUCCCGGGCCGGCGCGACGUCGGCCGGCCACCUGCUCGCCUUCCGCCCGGGCAAGAAGGAGCAGUACAAGCAGUACGGCGCCGAGUUCGCCCGGCGGGUGGGCUCGCUUCACGGCGGCCGCGUCAAGCUCGUCGGGCGGGUGCUCGCCCACGGCCCCGGGCGUCGGCGAUGGCGGCGACGGAUCCGGGGAGGAGGAGGAGGAGGACGGCGGCUGGGACGAGAUCGCCUAAUUACGUGCACUACCCGACCAUCCGGCACUUGCGAGGACUACCAGGAGGCCAAUAGGCGGUACAGGCUCGGCGCCCUCGGGGAUACCUUCGUCUUUUGUUGUCAAGAGAUGGACGGCGACGGCGAGCUUGCCGCCGCCGCCGCAAUUGCGAAGCCCGGAAGCAGUAAUUAA
Thermothelomyces thermophilus ATCC 42464 is the source of this 471-nucleotide messenger RNA. RefSeq lists its product as uncharacterized. NCBI's taxonomy places the organism in Eukaryota, Fungi, Ascomycota, Sordariomycetes, Sordariales, Chaetomiaceae. The record is from RefSeq and is a predicted model, not a curated record. The transcript has 2 exons. The coding region runs from base 1 to 471 and encodes 156 amino acids.